ACGAAUUGUUUUCCAAAUCAGUUGAAAGUGUUUUGUCAUAGCGAAAUAGUUAUCAAAUACUAUGAAAUAUACCACAAUUAUUUUAUUUGCGCUAGCCGCAUUCGUUUUGCCAACAUUCGCCGCAAAUGACUACCUGUGGGGCGAAGUUGGUGCAAACGAUUACAAAUUGGCCAAGGAUACCGUUUCGAAGGCGUUUUUCGUUGGUCUGGUGCAGACCAAAAAAUACGUAUUCAAGCAGUCGGACAACCUAAAUGCGCUGACCAUUACGGCAAUUAAGAUUACCGACAAAAAGAAGAGUCACGGAGCAACUGCUGUACUGGUCAGUGGAGGUCCUGGAUCCAAAGGAGCAACUAUUAAGUUCACUUCGGAACGAGGUUACGGCAUCAAGGAUACCGUGGAAAUAUGGGGUCGUUAAAUACUCUUAGGAAUGUGGCAUUCAUUAUAUAUAAAUAACGCAACGCA
Drosophila simulans is the source of this 462-nucleotide messenger RNA. RefSeq lists its product as uncharacterized. Bases 62 to 415 code for a protein of 117 amino acids. The record is from RefSeq and is a predicted model, not a curated record. The transcript is spliced from 2 exons. NCBI's taxonomy places the organism in Eukaryota, Metazoa, Arthropoda, Insecta, Diptera, Drosophilidae.